AUGGAUGUCCUUGUUUCAUCUUCAUUUGCCAUUUUUUUCCUUGCAUUAUUUACUCAUCUUCCUACAUCUCUUUGCCGCCUAAGCAGAGAGUUUAAAACUUGCAGUCAGACAUUUAACUGUGGAAACAUAACAAAUAUAAGCUACCCUUUCUAUGGCUUAAACAGACCAUCAUAUUGUGGGCAUCCUGGGUUUGAGCUCUUUGGCUGCAAUCAAACUGAUGCUCUUAUGACGAUGAAGUCGCAAACUUUUAUGGUUAUGAGCAUCAACUACACAUCUUCCACUAUUAAAGUUGCGAGGCGAGAUUUUAAGCAAAAAUUUGGGUGCCCUGAUCACCUAAACAACAUCACAAUUGAUUCAGCUAUUUUCCAAUAUACAGCUCUUAAUGCCAACCUCACCUUGUUUUACGGUAAUUGUUCAUCGUUAUGUAAUCUUACGACGUUUCAAGCAUUCCCUUGUCCUAUGAGUCCACCUCAAAGAAAUUUAUCAGUUUGUUGGCUGACCAAGAAUGCCAUGUUGAAAAGUAACAUCACUGAAGCUUCGUGUCCAAACCAUAUUUUCCUUCCGAUACACAUUUCAGACAAUCUGAUGCUGGAUCAAGGGGGAGGUUACAAUCCUCUAGUUGCUUCGAACGGUUUCGAGCUUGGAUGGAGCGCGAAUAAUAGAUUGUGUCAAGCAUGUCUUAGAUCAGGAGGCCAGUGUGGGCAUGAGCCGCAUUCGAAGAAGUUCUUUUGUUUCUGCACUGAUGAAUCCAAGUGCCCCUUCCCAGGAUCCAUUCCAUACAAGGUUUUUCUAACCAAAUCCAAGAUCACACUACUAGCUUCUUUUUCAGUUAUUGGGGUAGGAAUUUUACUUGUUUUAGUAAUCUGUGUAAGAAGAAGAUGGUUAGCAAAGGAGAAAUCUCGGAAAAAGAAGAAGCCAGAUGUUGAGGCUUUCUUAAGAAAUCAUGGAACUGUUGGACUACAACGACACACAUACUCUGAUCUGAAGAAAAUAACUAAUUCUUUCAGAGAUAAGCUAGGUGAAGGAGGCUAUGGUGCUGUAUACAAAGGAAAGCUCCAAAAUACAGGGCAUCUUGUGGCAGUAAAAAUUCUGAAAAAAACAGAAGGAAAUGCAGAGGAGUUCAUUAACGAGGUUGCAAGUAUCGGAAAGACUAACCAUGUUAAUGUUGUCACACUCUUAGGCUUUUGCUAUGAAGGUCGAAACCGAGCUCUUGUCUACGACUUCAUGCCCUAUGGAUCUCUUGAGAAGUACCUGUAUGGAAGAAAUAACCACCACUUGUUAUCAUGGGAAGAGCUAUUCCAAAUUGCAGUUGGAAUUGCAAGAGGGCUUGAAUACUUGCAUCGAGGUUGUAACACGAGAAUACUUCACUUCGACAUUAAGCCACACAACAUUCUCCUAGAUGCAAAUUUUUGCCCAAAGAUUUCUGAUUUUGGCCUUGCUAAGUUAUGCCCGCGGAAGGAGAGCCUUAUCUCGAUAUCUGAAGCUAGAGGAACUGUGGGAUACAUUGCUCCUGAGGUAUUUCUUAGGAGUUUUGGUGGUGUUUCAUACAAGUCAGAUGUUUAUAGUUAUGGAAUGCUGGUUCUUGAAAUGGUUGGGUGUAGAAGAAAAGCUGAUAUUGAAGGUGAUGAUCAAAGCAGAACUGAAAAAUAUUUUCCUCAAUGGAUAUAUGAGAAACUCGAAGUAGGGGAAACACUUGAUGAUCAAGAGAUGUUAAGUGCUGAUGAGAGAGACAUUCAGAAGAAGAUGAUCUUAGUGAGCUUAUGGUGUGUGAAAACCAACCCAUCGAGUCGACCAGAGAUGAGUCAAGUGGUCGACAUGUUAGAAGGAGCGGUUGAAUCACUACAAGUUCCUCGCAUCGCCUCACUUACUCCCUCCUCGCUUGGCUCGCUAAGGUCACAGUCACAGACCCCGGCAGACAGUUUGAGUACGACACCUACACUUUAGUACAGCAGUUUGCAGUAGAUAUAGAUAUACCAUGUAUUGUAUAGUCUUUAGACCAUCUUUUGUCUGUUCUUCAGUUUAGAUUUACAACAUCAUGCCAAUAGAACUGAAGCUUCUGAAACUAGUUGUAGAGUGUUUUCUGAAAAUGUCAGAACUGGAUACACUCCACUUAUAUCAAGCGAUGAUUAUAUUGAUAUCAAAAA
Beta vulgaris subsp. vulgaris (sugar beet) is the source of this 2144-nucleotide messenger RNA. RefSeq names its product LEAF RUST 10 DISEASE-RESISTANCE LOCUS RECEPTOR-LIKE PROTEIN KINASE-like 2.4. The record is from RefSeq and is a predicted model, not a curated record. The coding region runs from base 1 to 1944 and encodes 647 amino acids. NCBI's taxonomy places the organism in Eukaryota, Viridiplantae, Streptophyta, Magnoliopsida, Caryophyllales, Amaranthaceae. Gene Ontology annotation, biological process: protein phosphorylation. The transcript is spliced from 3 exons. Gene Ontology annotation, molecular function: polysaccharide binding; ATP binding; protein kinase activity.